CCCACUCCAGCCCAGAUAACACCAUGACCGGCUCCUGCUGUGGAUCCUUCUCCUCCCAGAGCUGUGGAGGCUGCUGCCAGCCCUGCUGCUGCAGAGACCCCUGCUGCUGCCGCCCAGUGUCCUGCCAGACCACAGUGUGCCGCCCUGUGACCUGUGUGCCACACUGCACUAGGCCCAUCUGUGAGCCCUGCCGCCGCCCCAUCUGCUGUGACCCCUGCAGCCUGCAGCAGGGCUGCUGUCGCCCCAUCACCUGCUGCCCCACCUCCUGCACAGCUGUGGUCUGCAGACCCUGCUGCUGGGCCUCCACCUGCUGCCAGCCCAUCUCUGUGCAGGCUCCCUGCUGCAGGCCCCCCUGCUGCCAGCCUGCUCCCUGCCGCACCACCUGCAGGACCUCCCCCUGCAACACCUGCUGCUGAGCCAAUUAACCUUAACACUAAGGGUCCCUGGGAGAUGGCCAGGUUCGUGCUGCUGCCACUCAGGACAUUAAAAAAAGUUGUUUUUUCUUGACAAUAUGUUCUUCUAAUUAAUUCAACUCAUACAUGAAAGAUACCUUUGGGGACCCUCUUCUGAUGAAGAACACUGCAUCCUCUUAGGACUGUGAUCUAAUCCUUACAUCAUUCUGUCUGUUUUCUAAUAAACUCAACAUUCUCAGCAUAGAAA
Phodopus roborovskii (desert hamster) is the source of this 660-nucleotide messenger RNA. RefSeq names its product keratin-associated protein 2-1. Lineage: Eukaryota; Metazoa; Chordata; Mammalia; Rodentia; Cricetidae. The record is from RefSeq and is a predicted model, not a curated record. Gene Ontology annotation, cellular component: keratin filament. The transcript has a single exon. The coding region runs from base 24 to 416 and encodes 130 amino acids.